Molecule: messenger RNA, 1875 nt
Organism: Hemiscyllium ocellatum (epaulette shark)
Lineage: Eukaryota; Metazoa; Chordata; Chondrichthyes; Orectolobiformes; Hemiscylliidae
Product: serine/arginine-rich splicing factor 4-like
Exons: 9
Coding region: 1-1875 (624 amino acids)
Source: RefSeq, a predicted model, not a curated record
AUGGAAGACACAAUACCCGGAGUAGUGCAAGUGGAAUUCCGAGACCCGGAACAGAACGAGAGGAGAACAGAGUCUCAGACAAGAGCAAAGGAAAGCCCGAAUCCCAGAGCAGUGCAAGGGAAUCCCGAAACCGAAGCAGUGCAAAGGGAAUCCCGAAUCCCGGAGAAGAGCGAGGGGAAUUCGAAGGCCCGGAGCAGACUGAGCGAGGGAAGCCCGGGUCUUGGACAAUGCGAGGGAACACCGAGUCCCGGUGCAGGGCGAGGAGAAACCCGUGUCCCGGUGCAGAGCGAGAGGAAAUCCAAAUCCCAGUGCAGGCGAGGGGAAAUCCGAGUACCGGAGCAGAGCGAGUGGAAACACGAGUCCCGGAGCAGAGCGAGUGGAAUCCCAAGUCCUGGAGCAGAGCGAGAGGAAACACGAGUCCCGGAGCAGAGCAAAUGGAAACCCGAGUCCUGGUGCAGAGCGAUGGGAAACACGAAUCCCGGAGCAGAUCAAGGGGAAACCCAAGUUCCGGAGCAGAGCGAGGGGAAACCCAAGUUCUGGACCAGAGCGAGGGGUCCCCGAGUCCCGGUGCAGACUGAGCAAGGGGAAACCCGAAACCCGGAGAAGAAUGAGAGGAAACCCCAGUUCCGGAGCGAAGAGAGGGGAAACCCGAGUCCUGGAGCAGAUCGAGGGGAGACCCGGGUUUCGGUGCAGAGCAAGAGGAAACACGAGUCCCGGAGCAGAGCGAGGAGAAUCCCGUGUCCCGGUGCAGAGCAUGGGGAAACCCGAGUCCUGGCGCAGAGCGAUGGGAAACACGAGUCCCGGAGCAGAUCGAGGGGAAACCCAAGUUCCGGACCAGAGAAAGGGGUCCCCGAGGCCUGGUGCAGACUGAGCGAGGGAAGCCCGGGUCUUGGACAAUGCGAGGGAACACCGAGUCCCGGUGCAGGGCGAGGAGAAACCCGUGUCCCGGUGCAGAGCGAGAGGAAAUCCAAAUCCCAGUGCAGGCGAGGGGAAAUCCGAGUACCGGAGCAGAGCGAGUGGAAACACGAGUCCCGGAGCAGAGCGAGUGGAAUCCCAAGUCCUGGAGCAGAGCGAGAGGAAACACGAGUCCCGGAGCAGAGCAAAUGGAAACCCGAGUCCUGGUGCAGAGCGAUGGGAAACACGAAUCCCGGAGCAGAUCAAGGGGAAACCCAAGUUCCGGAGCAGAGCGAGGGGAAACCCAAGUUCUGGACCAGAGCGAGGGGUCCCCGAGUCCCGGUGCAGACUGAGCAAGGGGAAACCCGAAACCCGGAGAAGAAUGAGAGGAAACCCCAGUUCCGGAGCGAAGAGAGGGGAAACCCGAGUCCUGGAGCAGAUCGAGGGGAGACCCGGGUUUCGGUGCAGAGCAAGAGGAAACACGAGUCCCGGAGCAGAGCGAGGAGAAUCCCGUGUCCCGGUGCAGAGCAUGGGGAAACCCGAGUCCUGGCGCAGAGCGAUGGGAAACACGAGUCCCGGAGCAGAUCGAGGGGAAACCCAAGUUCCGGACCAGAGAAAGGGGUCCCCGAGGCCUGGUGCAGACUGAGCGAGGGAAGCCCGGGUCUUGGACAAUGCGAGGGAACACCGAGUCCCGGUGCAGGGCGAGGAGAAACCCGUGUCCCGGUGCAGAGCGAGAGGAAAUCCAAAUCCCAGUGCAGGGUGAAGGGAAACACGAGUCCUGGAGCAGAGAGAGGGGAAAACCGAGUCCAGUGCGGGAAAAUCCGAGUCCCGGUGCAGAGCGAGUGGAAACCUGAGUGCCGGUGCCGAAUGAGGGGAUCCCGAGUCUCGGAGCAGAGCAAAGGGAAACACGAGUCCCGGAGCACAGCAAGGGAAAACCCGAGUCCCGGUGCAGAACGAGGCGAAACCCGAGUCCCGGAUUAG